This is a messenger RNA of Adineta ricciae, 858 nucleotides long. Lineage: Eukaryota; Metazoa; Rotifera; Eurotatoria; Adinetida; Adinetidae. The record is from the annotation of a GenBank genome assembly.
AUGGUACAGACAACAUCGUCACCGAAAGAUGAAAUUUAUCCACAAUCUCAAAUGCAUUCGACAACGGCUACAAUGGAUAGUCCACGAGCCAAUGACAGCGUUGAUAUGUGCAGUUGGAUCUUAAUCGGCUUUUCGUAUAUUUUAAUGCUUGUGACAUUUCCGUUUUCAUUAUGUUUUUGUAUUCGAGUUGUUCAAGAAUACGAACGAGCUGUUAUUCUUCGUCUCGGUGGUGCUAAAGGGCCAGGUCUAUUUUGUAUGGUUCCUUGUGUUGAUACAAUUAUUAAAAUCGAUUUGCGAACAGCAACAUUCAAUGUUCCACCUCAAGAAGUUUUAACACGAGACUCCGUGACGGUUUCUGUGGAUGCAGUCGUCUAUAGUCGAAUCUUCAACCCGGUUAUCAGUGUGAUAAAUGUAAAGAAUACUCAAUAUUCGACACAAUUACUGGCCCAAACAACCUUACGUAAUAUACUUGGAACUAAAACGCUUCAAGAAAUCCUCAGUGAUCGCGAAGCAAUUGCACAUAACAUGCAGACUCAUCUUGACCAAGGUACCGGUCCAUGGGGUGUUAAAGUCGAACGUGUAGAAAUUACGGACGUUCGUUUACCACAAUCGAUGCAACGUUCGAUGGCUGCUGAAGCCGAGGCAAGUCGUGAGGCACGGGCAAAAGUGAUUGCCGCUGAAGGUGAGCAGAAGGCAUCGCGACAACUGAAGGAGGCUGCCGAUGUAAUUGCAGCAUCACCUAUUGCUUUGCAAUUACGAUAUUUACAAACAUUGACACAGAUUUCGGCCGAAAAGAAUUCGACAAUUAUUUUUCCUGUACCUGUUGAACUACUCAAUUUAGUCAAACAUCCAAUGUAA